Solea senegalensis (Senegalese sole) is the source of this 2944-nucleotide messenger RNA. RefSeq names its product SKI/DACH domain containing 1 (gene skida1). Lineage: Eukaryota; Metazoa; Chordata; Actinopteri; Pleuronectiformes; Soleidae. The record is from RefSeq and is a predicted model, not a curated record. The transcript has a single exon. Bases 430 to 2907 code for a protein of 825 amino acids.
CUCUCUCUCUCUCACACACACACACACACACACACACUCUCUCUAUUUCAUCCCUUUGGCUGAGGCAGUGGUGUACACCUACCACUCGUCCUGCUGCCGACCAGAGGGGAGUGGAACCGGCAGAGGCAGGUAGCAGCAGCCCCGGCUUGGUGGACGCAUCCGCCGCAUUCCUCCACCAUGCCGGACCGGGGCAAGAGGCGACGAGUGGAUGCUGUCGGCUCAGUCAACAUAUGAGACACCGGCGGCUCCCUUUAACUCCGCAUGUCAAAGUUUACAUUUUCAUGACGCAGCAGCAGCAGCAGUGUGCAUGGAUUAAAGGUAUGGCCAGGAUGUCUUGGGCUCGCGACCCCCCCAUGCCAUUUACUGGUGAAUCCAUAACACAGUGAGGGUGACUACAUGGAUUAAAUCACUGGAGCGCAUUUAUGAAACAUGGGAGACCUGGAGUGUGGUUUUGAGGAAAUGCAAGGCGUCAGAUUGGGAUACCUGCUCAUCAAAGGCAAGCAGAUGUUUGCUUUGUCUCAGGUCUUCACCGACCUGCUCAAGAACAUCCCUCGCACCACAGUGCACAAGCGCAUGGAUCACCUGAAAGUGCAGAAGCACCACUGCGACCUGGAGGAGCUGCGGAAGCUCAAAGCAAUAAACUCUAUCGCCUUCCACGCCGCUAAAUGCACGCUCAUAUCGCGGGAGGACGUGGAGGCUCUGUACUUCUCCUGCAAGACUGAGCGGGUGUUGAAGUCCAACAAAAGGAAAGCGAAAGCGGUGCUGUGUUCCCCCGGGGAUGUCGAUGCGUCCUCGGGGCUCCUCGGUGCAGACGCGGAGCUGUGGAGGGAAAAAGUUUGGUUUAGUUUGCACGGCGUCCCGGAGACUCUCACACUUCACAACAAAACGGGCAGGCGGAGAGAGCUGACUCCCUGCCUUACCGACUCCAAACUACCUCAAUAUUACCACAAAUCCCACGGACGGGAUUACCGUGCGGCGACCAAGUCCAGUCACAAACACUUUAAAAACUAUGAAACAGCAAAAAUCGCAGGGAACCGCGUUACUUUGAGCCAAAGGCACUCGUUUUUCCGGAGCGCAGUGAGCCGGCAGCCCGUGGUGCUUCAGUCCGCCAUAGCUGCUCAGUCCAGGCUCUCGCGCUCUGCCGGCGACCUACUUCACAAAAGGAAGAGGAGGCGCGAGGGGGGCGGCGGCAAGGACAGCGCGAGGCACUCGUGGAGCAGGAGCAGACACACGCAUCACCAAGUCCCACCGGUGCUGCUCGUGCAACCCAAACCAUCAAACAGUCUCGGGACUUCUUUUGGUGCUUUCCACCUCGAGCAGGAUUUUUAUUUGGACCCCAGACCUCACCAUCACCACCACCACCAGCAUCACCAUCAUCAUCACCACCACCACCCGGCUUUCCCGGAGAGCUAUAGCAGCGACACCGAGUCCAGCACCUACUCAGAUCGGGCCUACCCCGACUCGGACUUUGGGUCCGGCUUCUCCACCAGCAGCAACUCCGGGAGCUCGGAGGAGGAAGAGGAUGGCGAGGAUGAGGAUGAUACGCAGUCAGAGAGUUCAGAGGUCAGCACAGAGGAGGAGGAGAGCUCCUCUCAGUCCGACUCCAGCUCAGUUUCAAGCAAGGUUUCGGUCCAGAGCAUCCGGUUCAGACGCGCCCGGGUCGGUUCUCUCCCCAAAAGUCUGCACACUAGUAAAGCACCUUUGCUUCUGCAGCCCACGUUUCACUACAACAACCAGCAGCAACAUGAGAAGCAUCACAGGACACUGUGCCAUGUUGCCACUGCACAGACAGAGGACACGAGGCAGGAAAAGAGGCAAACACGUGAAUUCAUUUGCAGUGACACCAGAAAGGAUUUGGGACCCAUGCAGCCACCAAAAUUCAACUCAGCUGCUGUGCACGGAGAGAGCUUUUUUACUGAGUCCAAAAGGGAAAAAGUGUCUGAUGCGAAACCUGCGUUGGGACUCCACCGGAGCAAGGCCUUUCACCCCACACGCAGGGCAUCAUCAGGGUAUCCCACUAAAUGCCCCACGGGACUGAGCGCGCUGCUUUGUGACCAGGACAAAGACGCCAAACUCCCAAAAUGUACUGAUAAAAGGGAGGCGAAAGCCACCACAAUAAAACUGCCCACACCAGUGAAAAAAAUAAAGACCGAGGUGGAGGAGUCCUGUGUGACCGCCACCUCCAACACUGACAGCGGCAGGACAGACAGGACGCCUCCCUUCAACCUCCACAAUGUGAAAGUUAAAGUGGAGGAAAGCUGUGACGAGUAUGAAUACCACAACCAAGCUACUGGGGGAGUUAAAUGUAAAUGGGAUAAAGCAGAGAGCAGCAGCUACCAAAAUGUUAAGCAAGGGGACGUUUUCAGCAGCAGCGGGAUUAAAGCCACAGAUAAGAGCCCAGAUGUGGCCCCCAGGUCCCCGUGUGACCCUCAGGAAUGUAGGAGGGACAGUCCAGGUGUGGAGGAGGGGGAGCACAGACACAAAAGCUGCAGGGCACUGGUGCUGGGGAAUAAGAAACCCCGAGUUUCAAGAACUCAAACAAAACAAAACGUGCCCCGGGUCAGCAAGCCUGCUGCCCCUCCUGCCCCCUCCUCUUCAUCCUCCUCCUCCUCCACCUCCUCCUCUCCUUCUUCUCGCCCCUGCGAGGAUGCAUCCACGGAGGAUUUACCGAGCAGACGCAAACGCAGCAUUGCAGUAUCGGCCGUUAAAAUGCCUUUCAGCCUGAUGGCAAAUUUCCCCUCCCCGCCGUCGCUGGUUGUUGGCAGCGACGGGGAUUUGUGUCCCGCUUACUCCCUGAACUCGCUGCUGGGCCCCGGGCCUCCCCCUCCGUCCCACCCCGUGUGGAGGUGGCAGCCAGGCGUCCACGUUCUCCCUCCCCCACACACGCAGAGAACUAGGAAAUACUGAGCUCUGUGUGUGUGUGUGUGUGUGUGUGUGUGUGUGU